Thecamonas trahens ATCC 50062 is the source of this 955-nucleotide messenger RNA. RefSeq names its product phosphatase phospho1. The record is from RefSeq and is a predicted model, not a curated record. The coding region runs from base 1 to 816 and encodes 271 amino acids. NCBI's taxonomy places the organism in Eukaryota, Apusomonadida, Apusomonadidae. The transcript has a single exon. Gene Ontology annotation, molecular function: phosphatase activity.
AUGGCGACGUCGUCCUCGGGCGCGCUGCCCUCGGACACGCUGCCCUCGGGCGCGCUUAUCUUUGACUUUGACUCGUCACUAAUCGACGCCAACACCGAUACCAUCGUCUUGGACAGGCUCGAUGCUGGCCUGCGCGAUCGACAGCGGGAGCUAGUGGCAGAGCUCGGCUCUGAUUGGCCGGCGGUGAUGACGACUGUUCUCGGCGAGCUGACUUGUGGUCCCGAUGCUGUGCUGGCAGCCAUGGCGGACGUGCCGCGCUUCCGCGAGUCUGAGGACGCCGUUCGUCGCGCCCGUGACCUUGGCAUGGACACCUACAUUGUCUCCAAUGGGAACACGGUGCUCAUCGGCGCUGUUCUGGAAGAUCUCGGCCUAUCUGAUGCCUUUACCGCCGUCUAUGCCACUCCGGGCACGUGGUCCGAUGACGGAAAGCUCGUCGUGGCCCCGUAUCACACCGACGGCGUCGCCUGUACCCGCUACCACCGCUGCCCGCCCAUGAUGUGCAAGGCACGGGUGAUCGAGUCUAUUGUGGCCGAGCGCAAUGGCGUGCCCUACGAUCAUCUCGCCUACGUCGGCGACUCGGUCGGAGACUUCUGUGCGCUCACUGCUCUCGAUGCCAGUCGCAACCACCACGCGCUCGUCCGCGGCGACUGCUCGCUCGAGACGCUCCUUGCCACCGAUGCUUCUGCCCGGGCCCGCGUCUCGCUCCCGGAUGACUGCCUCCAUCGCUGGACCUCUGGUGCCGAUGUGCUUGCCGUCCUCGAGCGCCACGUCUUUGCCGCCGUUCACGAAUCAUCUGCUGCUCCUCCAGCCAGUUAGCGACCAGAGCGUACAUCAUGACCACGCCAUCAAAAGAUGCUGCUCUACCGCCAACAGUCGCCUUGUUUGCCAUCGCCGCCACCGUCGUCACCGCAACCGCAGCCGUCCCAUCCGUCAUGUCGGCAACAAAGAACCGAAC